AUACACAAUGAAAGUGACAGGACAAUCAAUGAUGGUUGGGGACAUUAGUCUCAGUGGUUUAUGGUUUGAAAGAUGAGACAUUUACUUGACUAUUAGUAACCAGGAUUCCCUCCAUUUCUUGGCACACCUGUAGUUGCUCAGUACUCAAGUGUGAUUGUUCGGAGGUAGAACAAAGCCAGUGCUAUGUCUUCGGUACCAGUGUGUGUUAUCGUCUGCUGGUCCUAUCCUCAAUCGCUGGCACACUUACAAAUAUGGAACGGGGCCUCAUUAAAUGUGCUCUAUGCAACACUCUUAAAAGAUUCCUGUAGUUAAGGGAAUGUUAUUCUUUAAAGGGAACAUCAAGUCUAAUAUUUUAUACUCCAUUCAUUUGGUGAAAGGGGUGGCUUUGUCUCUGGCAGUCAUCACAGCCGGGUAUUAUUGCCCGUACGCCACGUUCACAUGUUAGUCGGUACUCUGAAAUGUCCGACUUGCUAAUAUGUUCUAGGUAAACACGUGCCGCAUUAAAACAGUGAUCAAGUUAGACAUUUCAGUUUCCUAUUUGUGACUAGCAGGUGAACAUGACAUUAACCCCUGCCUUCACCUGUUGGUGUUGGCACAUCUAAGGGAGAAAGGGCUUGGACUGAAAUGCAUCGGCCUGUAGAUUUUAAUUUAGGACAGGUUAUUAAAAUUAAAACCUUCCUGACACUGCGAGGAUUUCAAAGAUGGUUAAGUACAGAGCUGGUCUAUACACAAGAUCCCCUCUCACCUCUGUUAUUUGAAGGUUUUUGGGUCCUAAGCAGGCUGUUUUGUGCCCCAGCGACUCCUGCAAAGAGGAAGGCUGACAGCAAAAAGGAGACCCCACCUGCCAAGAAGGCCAAGUCUGAAAGCGACGAAUCCUUCUGUCUAUUUAUCGGCAACCUGAACUCAAACAAGGACUUUGAUGAAAUCAAAGAAGCCUUGGCAGCUUUCUUCUCAAAGAAGAACCUUGAAGUUCAGGACGUCAGACUUGGCGCAUCAAAGAAGUUUGGCUACGGAGAAUUUUCCUCAGCGGAGGACAUGCAGACGGCCUUGGAGCUGAACGGAAAGAAGUGCAUGGGACAGGAGUUGAAGAUGGACAAGGCCCGCCGCAAAGAACUCCCAGGAGGCCAAGAAAGGUACAUUUUUAUUACUUCUGCUAUUUGUAUUGCAUUGACUAAAUCUUGCUGUUUGAAAAUGGAAAUGUGAUAAUUGAAUAAACUGAAGUGGUGAUUUUAAA
Salvelinus fontinalis (brook trout) is the source of this 1234-nucleotide messenger RNA. RefSeq names its product nucleolin-like. Gene Ontology annotation, molecular function: RNA binding. The record is from RefSeq and is a predicted model, not a curated record. NCBI's taxonomy places the organism in Eukaryota, Metazoa, Chordata, Actinopteri, Salmoniformes, Salmonidae. The transcript has 3 exons. The coding region runs from base 625 to 1203 and encodes 192 amino acids.